Molecule: messenger RNA, 1080 nt
Organism: Trichoderma asperellum CBS 433.97
Lineage: Eukaryota; Fungi; Ascomycota; Sordariomycetes; Hypocreales; Hypocreaceae
Gene: ATG27
Product: type II membrane protein
Source: RefSeq, a predicted model, not a curated record
AUGCAUCCGCCUCGGUCAUCAGCGCUGCUGUUAUCCUUUUUGUUGGCGCCCUUGAAUGCGGCGGCCAUGCUGAGCUGCAACAAGAUUCGAGUGGAUGAGCACAACUUUGAUCUCUCGCCGCUUGGAGGCCCGCAUUCGGUAGUGACGUCGCGAUUUGAGGCUAGCACGAACGCCCACUACAACACCACUUGGACCGUGGAUAUCUGCCAGCCGCUGAAGAAGAGCGGGAAGGCGAAGACGAAAGACGAGUGUCCGAAUGGAACCAGAGUCUGUGCCAUUUCCCAUUUUCUCAAGGGCGAUCAAGACGCAGUUACACAGGUGGUUGCUAUCGCAGGAGGGCUGGAAAAUGCCGGCGGAUCGCAAUUCGACUACGAGGCAACGCGGCUCAAGAGCAGCGACUCAAACUCCGAUGCCCAGAAGGAAGGCCUUCGACUAGUUCUCAAGGGCGGCAAACACCCUCUCACCGGCCCAGUCUCGGAGCGACGAAAUCAGAAGGCCGUCAUCGAGUUUAUCUGCGAUCCUGACAAGACGGGCACCGAGGGCGAAUGGACUUCUGAAGAUGAAUACGAAAAGGCCCCCAAGACAAAGCGACGAGCAGCGGAUGACAAGGAUGACAAAAAGGAGAAGGACGAUAAAGACGGAGACAAUAAAGACGACGAUGGAAAGACUGACUCGGCCAUCGAGCAUCAGCUGAAGAACGAAAAUGCUGCCCUCAUUUGGGAGGACUAUGCCAAAGAGAAGGAUGUCGACAUUCUCCGACUUACCUGGUACACCAAGUAUGCGUGUGAGAAGCGUGACGGAGGAAAGGACGGAGGAAAGGAUGAUGACCGCGAGCCCAGCGACUCCAGCGCCAGCUGGGGCUUCUUCACCUGGUUCGUUAUUAUCGUCUUCCUUGGCAUCGCGGCAUACCUCAUUUUCGGUUCUUGGCUCAACUACAACCGCUACGGCGCACGGGGUUGGGAUUUGCUCCCCCAUGGAGAUACCCUCCGCGACAUUCCUUACCUCCUCAAGGACUGGACACGCCGAGUGUUGAACACUGUCCAGGGCGCUGGCAGCCGGGGAGGAUAUAGCGCCGUCUAG